This is a messenger RNA of Eublepharis macularius, 5620 nucleotides long. It is a transcript of the gene FBXO46, whose product is annotated as F-box protein 46. Gene Ontology annotation, biological process: intracellular signal transduction. Gene Ontology annotation, molecular function: protein binding. The transcript has 5 exons. NCBI's taxonomy places the organism in Eukaryota, Metazoa, Chordata, Lepidosauria, Squamata, Eublepharidae. Bases 633 to 2627 code for a protein of 664 amino acids. The record is from RefSeq and is a predicted model, not a curated record.
GCCAAAGGUCUUGCUGGUGCAGUUAGGGAGUCACCUGAAGUUGCCCACCUGUCCAGAUGUGGGAGAGUCAAUUGCGAGUCGGUCCCUAACUAGGAAAAGGGAGAAGAGCGAAGGGGGAAAAAAAAAAGAGAAUCCAACCCUGGGCUUCCAAAGCAAGGAUGUAGUUUGCAGCAGGGGGGGCCUGCCUGCUCUAGGUAGCAUUUCCUCCUGCACCCCCCCCCCUUUGGGAUCACAGGAGGAGUUUUUGUGAUGGAUUCCUCGGUGACCGGGUCAGGAACGGCGCAGAAACAUCCUUGAAAGACUGCAGGUGACUUCCCAACAAUGUUCCCCAGAGAUCCACAGCCGGAGAUGUCAGCAAUUGAACCUGGAACCCACCAGGUGCCGGUUGCCAAGCGGGAGCUCUUCCAUAGGGCUGCAGCCCCCUACUCUCAUGGGUUGUCCUGGCCCAAUAGGCCAGUGUGAGGUGAACGACUGCCCUAGGGCUUGCCCCAGAAUCUUUUUGCAACGUGGAAGAGAACCAACCGGUUGUCGUGCAGAAGAUACCUGCAGAGCCCCGGGAGACUCCCUGAGCGCAGUCCGCCAUGAGCUAGGGGGCAGCUGCCUUCCCCCUGCCCUUUGGCCAUGAGAGAACGAUGGAUCAGAACACGUUCUCCCACGUCCAGUUAUGGUGCCCGCGGCCCUUCGGCACCUACUCCCAGAACAAGCAGUGCAGCGGCGGCCAAGUGAAGAAGGCCUUUGGAGACUUCGCCUGCAAAGCCAAGGAAGAGGGGGCCAGCAGUGGUGAGGCCUGCUCGGAGAACACACCACCCGCCCCGCCACCGCCACCCCCUGCCGUCUCCCCCAGCCCCAGCCAGGUGGAGGAGGGACGGGUGCUUUUGGAUACGUGGUACGUGAUCAAGCCAGGCAACACCAAGGAGAAGAUCGCGUUUUUUGUGGCCCACCAGUGCAGCAGCGGUAGCCGAGCAAGCGCCAUGAAAGUCAAAGGUAACUGGGGGAGCGACAGCUCCAAGGCCAAGCGCCGGCGGCGGUCCCAUGACCCCAGCAAAAGCAAAGCGUGCCCGGUCAAGCCCAAGGACAGUAGCAAGGAAGCCGAGGACGUGUGCCUUUGUCCGGAGUCCAACCCUGACUCAGGCGGCGACACUGACCUACUCUCGGUGGCAGAGAUGGUGGCUCUGGUGGAGCAACGGACGGCAUUGGCUCUGCAGAACUACCCCCGGCCGAGCCCACCUGCCGCGACGUCGUCCCCCAUGGUGUUUGUGUCUACAGACCAGGAGCAAGGAGACGGUGGGGACAAGAAGGCAUCCUCGCUGGGAGGCGGCUCAGACUGCAGCCGGGUGGCUGAGGCCGUGGCCCACUUCGAGUCGCAGCAGCGGGAGCGGAAUGUCUUGCGGCAGAACGGCUUGUGCCGGGAGUCCCCUGAGUGCGUGGCCAACUCCCAGCACAGCCCGGGUGAAGUCCGCAUUGCCUUCCGUAUCUCCAGCAGCCGGGAGCCGCGUUCGCCCACCGAAGGAGGCUCCAACACCCGCCCCAAUUGUAUGUUCAUGAGCUGCGGAGGUUCGCCGACAAGUAACGCAGCCCGUGCCAAAGACAAGAUCACGUGCGACCUCUAUCAACUUAUCAGUCCCUCCAGGGACACUCUCCCCAACAAUGUGGACUUCCUUCUGGCAAGUGCCUCCCCCAAAGGGGCAGAGGGAUCAGGCACCGAGCCCCCCGACGUCGAGAUGACUUGUGGGGACAGCCAAGGUGGCUCUAGCAAACUGGAUGCCAUCCCAGAGGGUGGCAGAUCUGGUGGGGAGAAGCUGGGUGGCCCACCGGGCUCUCUCUCCAGGGACUGUGUUUCUGGCUUCCACGUUGAUGUGGUUGUCACGGGUGUGGUGGACCAGUGUGUCUUCUUUGGCAAAGACAGCACCAAGAAUAUGAAGGAGGAAACUGUUUGCCUCACGGUUAGCUCUCCAACCCAAGAAGUGCUGUGCUCGUCUUGCGAUGACCCCCCGCCGGGACAGCUCUUCUUCCUGCACACCCAAACCACUCGGCCAGAAGACAGCAGGGACGGAGACGGUUUGUUCUUGGACACCACCAGUAGUAGUGACGGCGGGCCCGAGAGGUCUGACGGGUCCGGACUUGAGUCAGCAGCCUCGGAUACCUCUCUGUGCCGUCUCUAUCGCCACGUCUCCCACGACUUCUUGGAGAUUCGCUUCAAGAUCCAGCGGUUGCUGGAACCUCGCCAGUACAUGCUGCUGCUUCCUGACCAUAUCAUGGUAAAGAUUUUCAGCUACUUGCCCACGCAGUCGCUGGCUGCCUUAAAAUGCUCCUGCCACUAUUUCAAGUAUAUCAUCGAGACGUUCGGCGUGCAAGCCACAGACUCUCGGUGGAACAGGGACCCCCUGUAUCGCGACGACCCCUGUAAGCAGUGCAAGAAGCACUACGAGAAAGGGGACGUCUCCCUCUGCCGCUGGCACCCCAAGCCCUAUCAUCACGACUUGCCUUACGGACGCUCCUACUGGAUGUGCUGCCGGCAAACAGACAAAGACACACCUGGGUGCCGGGUGGGACUCCAUGAUAACAACUGGGUGCAACCGUGUGAUAUGUUGCGAGAACGGGCCGCCCGGAGGGAGGACGGGAGGUGAGGGGCGGAGGAAGAGGAGGAGGAGGAGAGCUUUUGAUGAAGGAAUCCUCUCCUCUCUCUUUCCUUUUUUCUUGUGUGCAAGAGUGUGUGGUGGUGUGAGUGUGCUUUACAAGAAUUUUGUUGUGUUGAGGUUUGGGUUCUUUUUUUCCUGGUUGCGUUUGCCAGUUUGGGUUUGAUUUCCCCUCCCCACCACAUUAGCAGAAAGGAAGUUUAAGGGGGGGGGGGAACCCUAUCUAUGAAAAAAGAUUUUUAAAAUGUUAUAUAAAAUAAAGAGCCACAGGGUCCCAGAUCAACAUGCCUCGGUGGAGGGGAGUAAGAUGGGGUAUCUUAUCUUUGCCGGCCUUGGCAGCUCAUUACCAGCUUUUGGGAGAUUGAGUAAAGAUUCCAGAAUUGACAUGCAAACACCCGAAAUGAGGUUGUUUCCUUUGUAGAUGCGAAAGCCAUCCUCUGUCCUUCACACACGGCGGGGCAGGUCUCUACAAAGUACAGUUCGACCAGCGCAUGGAUGCUGAGCUCCAUUUUGGGACAGCAUCUUUCCGCUCCUUCCUUCUGAGGCUUCAGCACAUGGGAAGCUUAACAAGUCACUGGCGAGGCGAUGUCUGCACUACCCUUUUAAUCUGGUUUCAGAUCUUGCUCAUAACAAGCGACGCUCAUGACUCUCAGAACUGUAGUCCGCUUCAGGGAAUCUCGGUGACUCCUUAGUGCCCUGGCAGAAAGUUAUCCCUAGGAGAACAAACGCAGACGGGGUUGGGAAUGGUCGGCCAGAGGGGUGCUACUUUGAAAUCAAGAAGCACGCGCUAAGAGGAGGGAGGGAAUUUGGGCCUGCUUGCCUCAGGUUCUUAAUUAGUCGGGCACCCUUUACCAGUCGCAGUGUAGCUCUCUUGCCACCCCCAGAUGCAAAUAACCACUAGGUGAAGAGAUGUGGCUGUUCUCUUCCUGCUAACCCCUUUCAGACCAUUUUUGCUCCACCUGACCGAUUCUGUUUGCCCCUCCUCCAUCUGCCCCACCUUUUGGAUCUCUCCUCUUCCCUCUCUGCUUCUCCCUUUAAUGUCUUCUGCUCUGGAAAAGCUUGCUUUGCAGAGCUGUUUCAAAUCCGCUAUUCUUUCCAUCCCAUCAUAGCUCCACCUAUCUCUGGCAUUGCGUGCUACCCAUAUGCUUCUAGCCCUGUCGCCGCAAAUCAGUUCCCGUUUUUCCUCUCUGCAUGUUCCUGAGCCAUUCCUGCAUUUUUGCAAGUGUGGGCAUCUCUGCCACAAAUCUAAAACCCGCUCUAACACUGGCAGCCUAUCCAGAAGAGCGCACUGGGGCACUAUAGUUCGACAAGGAGCAUCUCUAACGGGGAAUUCUCCACCCUUCUCCUGAACGGCAAUCCCUAAGAUGGGAGCUGGGCCGCUUGGAUCCAGUUUUGUGAAAGGUGAUUUCACAUUUCUCGUUUAAUCCCAGACUCCGGUUUUUGAGCUGCGAAAGGUUACAGGUGCAAUGGUGCGAAUGGCUUUAACUGGAACUUUCCAAUGCAAGAAUUGCUGGCACAAAAACAUACUGGGUGGGGAGCCACCUUUAAAACGGGCAGCUUAACCAUAGCGCCUUGGCUGGUUUUGCUUUCAGCCUGCAGCACACAGCAAAGCGCGACUGCAGCCUGCUGCUUUCUCCCCAGGCAACUUGCCCCGGAAUCUGGCUCAAUAGUCAGGCUUGGGAGGGACUAGGAUGCUGCCAUGGCCACCCUGCUGCUGUGUUUAGGUCUGCCUGGAAACUGCUGCAUAUCUAACAGCCCUGCGAGGCGGGCUUUCAGCCUGUUAGGGCCUCUCUCCCCAGUAGGGGAGGGUCUGUUCCCCCAAUACACUGCCCUGCUCUCUUUAUCCUGCUGCCUUGAAGCUGGCCGAGUUGUCUUAGGGCUAUGAACUCUCAAAUCAUCUUAAGGGCUCCGUGCACAGGGUGUGGGAGAGCCCCUCCUCGGCUGGCAGGGGGAGUUGUCGAAUCCCCCCCCCCCCAAAAAGGGCUGCUCUUUCACUUUUUAAUGCCACUUUCUCUCUUUCCUAGGCUGCCGUUUUGAUGGGUGUCCGCGCGUGAGAAUAUGUUUGGGAGACGUGGGGGUGACUCCCUGCCCAGGGGCUCCUUUCCUACUAAUUUUUAAAAUCUCUGAGCAAAGAGGUUGGCCCCUGGAAUCCCCUCUGGCCUGGUACAGGGAGAUGUUCUUGUAGAAGGAGCAUUGAUGACUCAGAACUGGAUGCUCUCUUCUGUAGACGAUAAUGGUUCUCCCCCCCCCCCCCAUGUGAUCGCGUACCCAGUGCACCUGCCUCUUGCUCCCCUCUGAUCCAUGGAAGCAAAAGUUCACCGUGCCCCUUCCCAGUCUUAACUGCGCUGCCUCAGCCGGGCUGAUGGCUCCUCUUAAGGGUCCCCUGCCUUUUGCAAACUUCCCAUUCUAGACCCCUUCAAGGCUGUUUCUUGUUCCGUCAAGAUUUGCACAGAACGGCUGGAAGUGCAACUUCUCCCUAAUACUGGGCAGGAGAGAUUGCAGCCUCUCUAAUGCUUCCUUCUGUGCAACUUCUAGGCUCUGGUUUAUGGAGUCUUUCAGCCCUAGUUCUCACGCUGGGAUGAGUGGUGGCUUCUCCCUGUUUGGGGGUCCUGACUCGCUUCUUCCCACGGGCUGCCUUCAAGUGCUUUAGGCCUCCACACUGUGCAUAGCUUUGCGCACCCACCCACACCUCGGCGUGUGCCCUGAAUUCAGGUGUUAAGUCUCCCCCUCCGGCCAUGAUCACAGGGGUUGGUAUUUCCCCUCAGCGCCUUCCCAAAUUCGACCAGGGUUUGUUUUCAUCACCUUCCCACGUCCCCGCACACGUAACCUAAGCUGGCAAAGAGCAGAAGGCCUCCCUCUACCACCGCCCCCUCCCUCCAAUCUCGAUCACGCUGGUAUUUAUAUGCCUGUUUUUUGUCUCCGUACAUGUGUGACAUUUUCAAAUGACUGUUGAGUGGAGGAAUAAAAAAUUAAACUGCAGGAAA